Cicer arietinum (chickpea) is the source of this 1549-nucleotide messenger RNA. RefSeq names its product B3 domain-containing transcription factor VRN1-like. The record is from RefSeq and is a predicted model, not a curated record. Gene Ontology annotation, molecular function: DNA binding. NCBI's taxonomy places the organism in Eukaryota, Viridiplantae, Streptophyta, Magnoliopsida, Fabales, Fabaceae.
AUUUUUAAUAAGAGACAAGAAUUCAUGUUACUCACUAUUUUAUCUUAUUUCAUGCCUAAUUUUUAAAUCACACAGAAUAUUUUGUCAUAUUUCUACCAUUAGUAUCAUAUAUACCAAUCACACCAUAAGCAUCCAAAGCCAACCUAAAAGUCCACUACUUUCUUAAUCUAUUACUCAUAAUUUCUAAUUUCUAGUUUCUAUCUGAAUUAUGUCAUUUAAUUUCUCUCGAGAGUUCUUCAAGAUAAUGCAAAAUGGUGAAUUGCAUAACGGAGAGCUUAAGGUUCCCAAAUCUUUUGUGAAGUUACAUUGGAAAGAAGUAUCAAACCCAUUAUUCCUUACACUACCAAAUGGUACUAAACAUGAAAUAUGUUGGGUGGAACGCAAAGGUGAUAUUUGGUUUCAAAACAAAUGGGGAAAUUUUGCAAAGUGUCUUAAAUAUGGACAUCUUUUAAUUUUUAAGUACUUAGGAGGACCCUAUUUCAAGGUUAAGAUAUUUGGUGACAAUAAUAUAGAAAUAGAUUAUUCCAAUAUAAAAUCUGUAGAUGAAGUUGGUGAAGCUAAGGAAGGGAGUGAUGAUAGUGAAACACUCACACAAACUCGAAGGACAAAAAAUGGCAAGAAAAAAGUUAAUGUGGAUUUUGAUUCUACCCAUAAAAAAAUUUCAGGUAAUAACAGAGGAGGCAUGACUAAGAAAGCUAAAAGAUGGCCAACAGUUGAAGCUGUUAAUGAGAGAGAGAAUCCAAGUUUUGAACUAACUAUGUCAAGAACUUAUGCCCAAGGUCAUUUAUUGGGGUUACCAAGUGACUUUUCAAGAAAAUAUUUGAACGAGUUCAAAGGGAGUGGAAAUAUAAGGGUUGGUGAAGAUAGGGCUUGGAAAGUGAAUUUCUACUUUGAUGGUGUAAAUAGAAGAUCUAUUGUGACCAAAGGUUGGAGGUUAUUUGCAAAGGAAUAUAACUUGCAAGUUGGUGAUAAAUGUAAAUUUGAAAUGACUCAACUCAAACCACCUUCAUUCACUAUUACUAUUAACAAGUUGCAAGGGAUCUCUUCUUAUGAUGAUAUUGCAAAAAGAAAAGCCAUUAAAGGAACUUCUUGGAGUUACCUCAAAAUAAAAGAUUUCGAGAAUUUGGAAGGUGCUAUUAUGAUGAAACAGAACACAUUCAAGGUUUAUGUGAAUUCCUCAUACCCGUAUUUAUCAAAUGAGUUUUUGAAGACAUUUAGUGAUUGUCAUGGAAAAUUCUUGAAGUUGAAAGUGAAGGGAAAAUCGUGGAAUGUAAAAGUGAGUAAUUAUCCUAAAAGUGGUAGGUUAUAUGCAGGCUGGAGUCAAUUUAAAGAAGGUAACAAAUUGGAGUUUGGAGAUAUUUGUGUAUUAGAGUUGAUUGAUGAGAAAAAAUUUGUGUUUGAAGUUUCAAUUGAAAGGAAACACCACUAUGGUGUUUGAUCUAGUACUAUUGUUCUUUAGUAUAACAUUUUUUUGCUUUGUUAUUUUGUUACUUCAUUCCGUACAUUUCAUAUGAAUUUUCAGCAAAAUCAUGUGCAUCUUUGAAUUAAC